AUGUCUGUUCCCGUAAUGCAGCAAGAUUCAAAGCCGUCGUCGUACGAUGAGCGCCCCACAUCAGCACAGGUUCAGCGUCCUGUGUUUGCCGGUGAGGAAGAGGAGUUCAUCGACGAUGAACUAGGCGACGAUGUCGAUUUAGGUGUCGAACGGUACACACCGUACUCAGCUACUCAACAGGAUGAAUAUGCUAUCUCUGACUCAAUGCACGAGACCGCGCAGGGUGUGGCGCUUAACCAGCAGCCGCAACAACAUGCCGCUUCCCUUUCAACUGUGCCUGAACAGGUUCGCAAGUACUUGACGCACUUUCAAAUGGCCAUUGCGAAAAACUCUCUAGCAGAUAUUCACAGUGCUUAUGAGACGCAUUGGAACCGUUUGAGCGAUCGGUUCUACCAGCGCUCUGAGUGGCCAGAUGCAGAGACAAUUGCGCCACUUGUUGGUGAGGACCCAACGUUCCUUCUCUUGUACCGUGAACUUUGGGGUAGGCAUAUGUAUGCUCGUUUGAUUCCCGAAAGCGAAGACCGCGUUCAUUUGUAUGACAACUAUUGUGAGUUUUUCAACUAUGUUCUUAACUCGGACGGUCCUGUCUCCUUGGAGCUUCCUGUCCAAUGGCUAUGGGACAUCAUCGAUGAAUUUAUUUAUCAGUACCAGGCUUAUUCUCACUGGCGCAACAAAGUGUCUCAUAAACAAGAGCAUGACAUCCAGAUUCUUCAGGAUAACAGCGUUUGGAACAGUUACUCUGUCCUAAAUGUUCUUUAUUCCCUGAUCCAAAAGUCAAACAUAAUGGAACAGUUGAAGGCGAGCAACAUGGGUCAAGAUCCAGAUGAGGUUGCCGGUGAAUUUGGAGUACGACCUCUUUACAAGAUGCUCGGUUACUUCAGCAUCAUAGGCCUGUUGCGUGUUCACGUGCUAAUGGGUGAUUAUACUCUCGCUCUUAAGACGCUUGACCACAUCAAUAUUAACAAGAAGAGUGGCUUCCUCAACCGUGUGACAGCAUGCCACAUCACUGCGUAUUAUUACGUUGGUUUCUCGUAUAUGAUGAUGCGUCGGUACCCAGAUGCGAUUCGCGCUUUCACCCACAUUCUGGUGUUUAUCACGCGUCUGCGACAAUAUCAUACGCGCAGCUACCAGUACGACUCAAUCAACAAGAUGGUCGAUCACUCGAUGCAACAUCAGCUUAGGAUCUUCCUUCAAGACGUCAAAACUCAGCUCUCAAAUGUGCACAUUCGUUCAUUCCUCCGCGUGUACACGUCCUUGGGUACAGACAAGUUGGCAGGCUUCCUUGAUGUGGAUGAGGAAGAAGUUGUUGAAAUGAUGAUGGUUCUAAAGAACAGUACUCGAAGCUUGAAAUGGACAACGGGUGGUCUUCUCGAAGGAGAAGUGAUCAACACUAGCGACCUUGGAUUCGUUAUUGACACGGAUAUGGUGAACAUCACUGAGUCGCGUAUCAGCCGUAAAUACGGUGACUGGUUUGUGCGAAACGCGGGUCGAAUCAGUAACGUCUUGGCCACAACCAAACGAAAACCUCUACCGGUCACAAAUAGUUCAGGUAGCUUGAACUAA
Molecule: messenger RNA, 1563 nt
Organism: Malassezia globosa CBS 7966
Lineage: Eukaryota; Fungi; Basidiomycota; Malasseziomycetes; Malasseziales; Malasseziaceae
Exons: 3
Coding region: 1-1563 (520 amino acids)
Biological process (GO): translational initiation
Cellular component (GO): cytoplasm; eukaryotic translation initiation factor 3 complex
Molecular function (GO): translation initiation factor activity
Source: RefSeq, a predicted model, not a curated record